UCCCACGGUACGGACGGCACGUUUUUCGUUCGUUCACCAUUUCAUCACUGAAACCGUGCCUCUAGCGGGCUCUCAUUUGCUUCCGGACACGCUCCGUGGUCACAGGUGCGCACCGUUUGCUGUGAACCCGUUCGAAAACUGCCGGUCGGUCACGCGCUCCAGGUCCAAAUAUUUCGCGCAACCGAAUCACGGUUCGUGCGGUGUGAAAGUUACGACACUAAAGAACGUGCUCGACAAUGUUUGAGGAGGCAGACAAUUUUGCAGACCUGUUCCGCGGCGGGCUGCCAUACUAUCUGCUGAUAACGCUACCGAUCCUGAUCAUCUGCUCCUCGAACCCGGUGCUUGCGGCCAGCGAGUUCAGUGUGCAACGCAUGUCACAGUACGACGUUCACGGUGCUCCCUACGGCUGUCGGGCUUCGGCGCUAAACCUGGAAGCCAAAUCGCUUUACACCUGGCAAACAUCGAGGCACUGCGUGCUGACCCGGUUGCAGGAUAUGACCAUCGAGCACUUCCGAGAAAUUCGUGCCAAAGCGGGCGGACUGGUCGUUCUGUUGCCAGAAGAUACGGCCGCCCUCAGCUUGGAGGACAAAGAGCACAUUCACCUGCUGGAGCAGGCGAUGAUGAUGCAAGAGGUCCCAAUUCCGGUGUACUUCUCGGACUACGACCCCAAACUGAACGCCAUCAUCGACGAGGUGACGCGUACGGCGGUGCGCAGCCACAAACCGAACACACCGAGCCGCCCGUCGGCUCUGAGCGAAAUGUUCAGCUCGGUAUCGGCCAACGGGUACCAGAUUGCGGUGUCCGGCGCGUCGCACGCCAUCAACAAACAAUCGAAAAUACCGAUCAUCCAGGGUGAACUGGCCCCGAACAAACCGGGCAAAUCGCACGAUGCCGACGGCAAACUGCCGCUCAUCAUCGUGACCGCCCAUUUCGACACGUUUGGAUUAACGAACACCCGGCAAAGUAACUCGGACGUGGCCGCCCUCCUGACGCUGGUGGAACUGUUCAGCAAACUGCACGCCAGCAUUCCCAAGUAUCGGCUCAUGUUUCUCGUGUCCGAGUCAGGGUUGGUGCUUAACUUUCAGGGCAUGAAGAAGUGGCUCGACUCGAACUUGGACGAGAACGUGCAGAUCCAGCACGCCGAGUUUGUCGUUUGUCUGGAUACGCUCGGACAGCUCGCUGCACAGGACAGCCUCUUUAUGCACGUCUCGAAACCCCCGAAGGAAGGCACGUCCAUGAGUGGGUUCUACAAGACACUCCGAACAGUCGCCCAGCGCUACGGAAACGUUACCGUCGAGGGUGUGCACAAGAAGAUCAACCUGGCGGACACAUUGCUCGCCUGGGAGCACGAACGGUUCAGCAUGAAGCGAAUGCCCGCAUUUACGCUGUCCAAUGUGAAGAGCCACAAAGAUCCGCUACGGAACACGAUCUUCGAAGACGAUACGCCUGAGGAACGGCUAGAUGCGCUUGAGCGAAAUGUGAAAAUUAUCGCCGAGGCUCUGGCCAGCCAUAUCUACAGUGUGCCAGCGGAGAACGGUGCCGCCGGAGAAAUCUUUACCGGCUCGAUGGCGAUCAGCCGGGAGCAAAUUCUUCCCUGGCUGCACAUUGCUUCCACCCAGCAGAACAACGAUCUAAAGCACGCGUUCGAAAAGUACCUGCGCAACGUGAAGGUGACAUUCGACAAGCCGGACGCCCGAGAGCCCGACUUUAUGCUGUACGACGCACGGGACGCUCUGCUGAACAUCUACAGCGUGAAGCCCGCACCGUUCGAUCUCUUCCUGACCUUCAUGAUUGCGCUCUACCUCACAGCGAUCUACUUCGCGAUCUUCCACUUUCCCAAACUGUACGGUGUCGUGUGUCGCAUGACCGUGGUCAAAACCAAAGUGAAUUAGGCAGCGACGUCAUCCGACGCCCGGUCCUGGUGGCAAUUGUUUGUUUCUUUUUACGUACUAGGUAGCUGGUUGGCCUUAACUCAUGUUCUCCGUUUUGUUUUCCUCAAUGAAAUCCAUUUAUGCUAAAGAGGGGCUGCCAUCAAAUAAUCCUUAUCGGUUCAUAGUAACGCCAUCCUGGAGCUCGAUUCAAAACCGACUGCAGUGUCCGUUGUCCCUCUUUGAGAUUUGGAGGUUUGCUACCACAUUCGUUCCUCACUGUGCGUUUCACCAUUAGAAGUAGUCGGAUACCCCUAUUUAUUAGUUUUGGUUUGCGGACAACACGAAGCCCGGUGAUAGAAAGUUAUCUUCGCUGGAUUUUGUAGUUUAAAGACGGUUUGAUCGAACAAAACCAAAUAAAGGAAAUUAUUUGCCAAUCUAGGGUGUGUUAUAGG
Molecule: messenger RNA, 2323 nt
Organism: Anopheles cruzii
Lineage: Eukaryota; Metazoa; Arthropoda; Insecta; Diptera; Culicidae
Product: nicalin-1
Exons: 4
Coding region: 237-1892 (551 amino acids)
Biological process (GO): regulation of signal transduction
Cellular component (GO): endoplasmic reticulum membrane
Source: RefSeq, a predicted model, not a curated record